This is a messenger RNA of Trichoderma gamsii, 603 nucleotides long. RefSeq names its product 50S ribosomal protein L6e. NCBI's taxonomy places the organism in Eukaryota, Fungi, Ascomycota, Sordariomycetes, Hypocreales, Hypocreaceae. The transcript is spliced from 3 exons. Gene Ontology annotation, cellular component: cytosolic large ribosomal subunit; ribosome. Gene Ontology annotation, biological process: ribosomal large subunit assembly; cytoplasmic translation. Gene Ontology annotation, molecular function: structural constituent of ribosome; RNA binding. The coding region runs from base 1 to 603 and encodes 200 amino acids. The record is from RefSeq and is a predicted model, not a curated record.
AUGUCGGCCAAGCCCACGACCAAGCAGUUCGGGAAGUCGACCCGGGAGGUUCCCGCCUCCGCCGACCAGGCCAAGAAGUGGUAUCCCGCCGACGACGACAGCGCGCCCAAGAAGGUUCGCAAGGCUGUCCGAUCUUGGGCUCCCCGAAAGACUCUCCAGCCCGGUACCGUCCUGAUCCUCCUCGCCGGCCGCUUCCGUGGCAAGCGCGUCGUCCUCCUCAAGAACCUCGACCAGGGUGUUCUUCUCGUCACCGGCCCCUUCAAGAUCAACGGUGUUCCUCUGCGAAGAGUCAACGCCCGAUACGUCAUCGCCACCUCAUACAAGGUCGACAUCUCCGGCCUGGACGCUGCCAAGAUCGAGGAGAUCUCUCAGCCCAAGUACUUCACCGCUGAGAAGGCCAAGGAGAAGGCCUCCGCCGAGGCUUUCUUCAAGCAGGGAGAGAAGCCCCAGAAGAAGGAGAUCAACAGCAGCCGUGCUGCUGACCAGAAGGCUGUCGACAAGGCUCUGCUUGCCAGCAUCAAGAAGGUGGAUCUGUUGGCCAGCUACCUCGCCAGCACCUUCAGCCUGCGGAAGGGCGACAAGCCCCACGAGAUGGCGUGGUAG